Molecule: messenger RNA, 573 nt
Organism: Perkinsus marinus ATCC 50983
Lineage: Eukaryota; Perkinsozoa; Perkinsida; Perkinsidae
Product: quinolone resistance protein norA, putative
Exons: 4
Coding region: 1-573 (190 amino acids)
Biological process (GO): transmembrane transport
Cellular component (GO): membrane
Molecular function (GO): transmembrane transporter activity
Source: RefSeq, a predicted model, not a curated record
AUGGGUCAAGGGACUGCAGCAUCGGUGCUUAUGUCCUCUUACAAUAUAGGAAUGUUCGUUACAUCUCUGUUCACCGGGCCUCUAUCUGAUAGAGUGGGUCGUCGUCCUCUCUUCCUUAUCGCCCUCCUUCUCUAUACUGGAGCUCAGUUUGCUGAUGCCAACGCUUGGGAUCUGGCAAGUUUGGCUGGCUUCAGAGCUCUUGAAGGAGUCCUGGCUGGUACUCGUCCUGUAAUCGUAGCGUACCUUACUGACGUUAGUGACAAUGAUGAUAUGAAGCUCUACGGUGUCAUCAUGGGUAUCUUCGUUGUCGUCGGACAGCUCCUCGGUCCUGUCAUAGGGGGAGCUCUGAUGCAGUUCUCGAUGUGGCUCCCCUUUUACUUUAUGGGUAUCUUGGCCGCCGUCCUCCUCUUGCUUGAGUUCUUCUUCCUCCGAGAAUCCCUUGUGAAGGAUGAGAGUGGGAAGCUGGUUUCCAGAGUGAAGAAGGUUGAAGAGGAGAAUGUGGAGUACCCCAAAAACAAAUGGCUUAUCCCGACUGUCAUCUGCCUCGGGAUCGCCGCCUUCUGCAGACAGUAA